AUGAUGAGUACGAAUUCAAAUCGAAGCAAAGAAAUUGAAGAAAAAAUCAAUUUACUCAAUGAAAGUUGCCAUACAACAACUGAUUCAAUGAAUAAACUUCAACAAAUAUGUGCUAAUCAAUUAUUAGAUAAUACAAAACAUUAUCAAUUGGAUGUUUUAAAUCGUCUGGAUACAAUCGAAAAAAAAAUCGAAAAUUUUAAUAAUGAUAAUAUUCAAUGA
Molecule: messenger RNA, 219 nt
Organism: Adineta steineri
Lineage: Eukaryota; Metazoa; Rotifera; Eurotatoria; Adinetida; Adinetidae
Source: the annotation of a GenBank genome assembly